UUGCCUUUCCCAACUUCAAAGUCCAAAAACAUAAUGGAAAACUCAAAGCCCGCCAACUUCGUCCUUACACUAACCACACUGUCACUCAUAUUCACACUCUCCCAAGCCCAACUAUCCGAGACUUUCUACGCCCGUACCUGUCCCAAUGCACUGGGUACAAUCCGUGCUACCAUCCAGCAGGCCGUUAAGCGCGAGUCCCGCAUGGCGGCUUCCUUAAUCCGCCUCCAUUUUCAUGACUGCUUCGUGCAGGGCUGUGAUGCUUCGAUCUUGCUGGACGGUAUCAAUAGUGAGAAAUCGGCCGGCCCAAAUGCAAAUUCUGUAAGAGGUUACGAGGUGAUCGAGGCCGCCAAGACAGCUGUCGAGAGGAUAUGCCCUCGUGUGGUAUCGUGUGCGGAUAUUCUGGCCGUGGCAGCACGUGAUGCUGCUGUUUUGAGUGGCGGGCCGUCAUGGGCCGUGAAGCUGGGGAGAAGAGAUUCCAAAACGUUUAACCUUGAGGCCGCAAACACCGAUCUACCAAGCCCAUUUUCCACCCUUGAAGACCUCACUGCUGCUUUUGCCAAAAAAGGGCUCAAUCAAAGGGAAAUGGUCGCCCUCUCAGGUGCACACUCUAUAGGCCAAGCCCGGUGCAUGUUCUUCCAAUCGAGGAUAGACAAUAUUAACGCAUCCGACAUCGAAUCUGGCUUUGCUGCCCAACUGAAUCGCACGUGUAACGGGGAAAGUACUAAAAGGGCCCCGCUUGACUUUGCCACACCAAACACGCUGGACAACAAAUACUACAAGAACCUCGUCAGUCACAAGGGUCUCUUCCAGUCGGACCAGGUUUUAUUUAGUGUGGGGUCCACUACAGCCCCACUAGUCUCCAACUAUAGCGCCAAGCCUAAUCUCUUCAGCACCGACUUUGCAAAUUCCAUGCUCAAGAUGUCCGAGAUUGAGCUCUUGCUUGGAACAAACGGGACCAUAAGGAGAGUUUGUAAUGCCACUAGCUAGACGAUCCCAGUCCCGAUUACUUCUUUUUGAGAUCGACACUACUCUUCAUGAAAAAAAAAAAUGAGGAAAUUAAUAACUUUAGAAAAAAAAUUCAUUUUUCCAGAUUUAUACAUGCUCAAUCAAUUAUUUCAAAGAAAAAAAAUUUAAUAACUAUGAUAUUUCUUAUUCAAUAUCCAUACCGUUGCAUGUCUA
Molecule: messenger RNA, 1179 nt
Organism: Striga asiatica
Lineage: Eukaryota; Viridiplantae; Streptophyta; Magnoliopsida; Lamiales; Orobanchaceae
Source: the annotation of a GenBank genome assembly